GAUUAACGAGGGGGUAUUGAUGCUCCAUAGGCUGGUGGAGCAUUGUCCAAACAGCCAUCAGCCACAAUUCAUCACCAACCCUGGCAAAGCACACCACACACUGACACGGCUCAUGGAGGCUAUGGUGUACUUUAAACCAUUUGUUUCAGAGAGCGCACCUCUUUUUUUGAUAAAGAAAAAUUAAAAUGUAUUUUAUUAAAAGUUAUGAAAUGUAGCCCACUCUUGGAGGACUUGGACAUUGAUUUUGACAGUUUUCUCUGAGGCCACGCCUGAUUUCUUGACGCCGCUGUUGUAUUGGUAGGGAGCACAGUGCCCAGGACCGCAUUGGCUGUUUUUUUUUUUCAUAAGGGUCCCAAACUACACCGAGAUUUGGAAUAUUACGUUACAGUCCUGCAGGAAAAUGGCGACUGUCAUUCAUAAUCCUCUGAAAUCGCUGGGUGACCAGUUCUAUAAGGAGGCCAUCGAGCACUGCCGCAGCUACAACGCCCGUCUGUGUGCCGAGCGCAGCGUCCGCAUGCCCUUCCUGGACUCGCAAACUGGCGUGGCCCAGAACAACUGCUACAUCUGGAUGGAACAGCGCCACCGCCAGCCAGGCCAGGCUGCGGGACAGAUGUACACCUACCCCGCUCGUUGUUGGAGAAAGAAGAGGCGACUCCACCCUCCCUUGGACCCCCAGCUCCGCCUGUGUGAGCUCCGACUGGAAGCCGAGCUAGCCCCCAAGCGGGAGGGGCCCCCUGGGGAGGCCACAGCCUUGGAGGCCCUGCUGAGGGGGGACGGGCUGCUGGAGAAAAAAAACAGCAUCAGUAAGGAGGAGGAGACCCUGCUGGAAAUACAGAGAGUCCUGGAGGCCGAGGAAAACGGCGAUGGCUUCCAUGACGAUGAAGACUUUGAGGUGGACACUCCAAAGAGAAAAAACAGGAACAGAGGCAAAGGCAGAGGAUCAGGUCGCAGGAGGACAGAAGCUGUUACCAGCGACGACCAGGACAAACCUUACGUCUGUGACAAUAGAUACAAACAAAAGCAUAACUCAAAAAGGGCUGAAGAAGUCUGUGGAAAGCGCUACAAGAACCGGCCGGGCCUGAGCUACCACUACACCCACACUCACCUGGCUGAGGAGGAGGGGGAGGAGGAGAAGGAGACAGAGAUGGCCCAGUCCCCUCCGCAGCGCUCUGACAACCACAAACCUCAGAAGGGCCCAGACGGCGCCAUCAUCCCCAACGACUACUGUGACUUCUGCCUGGGAGACCAGGACUCCAACAGGAAGACGGGCCAGGCCGAGGAGCUGGUCUCCUGCUCAGACUGCGGGCGCUCUGGUCACCCCACCUGUCUGCAGUUCACUGACAACAUGAUGCAGGCGGUGAGGACGUACCAGUGGCAGUGCAUCGAGUGCAAGUCCUGCAGCCUCUGCGGCACCUCAGAGAACGAUGACCAGCUCCUGUUCUGUGAUGACUGUGACAGAGGAUACCACAUGUACUGCCUGAAGCCCCCCAUGACCCAGCCACCAGAGGGGAGCUGGAGCUGUCACCUGUGUCUGGACCUGUUAAAGGACAAGGCCUCAGCCUAUGGAGAACCAUAACGCCUGGACAGUCCUCUCAGUGCAAACUUACGCUUACUCACAUCACUCACACACACACACACACACACACACACACUGCCAAAAAAAAUCUCCAUCUUAACAAGUCAUUUAGUCUCAUAUUGAGCGUGGAAUCCUUGUUAAAACAAGGUGAAGAAAAAUCUGCUGGUGAAUUGAGAUAAUAAUACUUGUUUCCAGUGCAGUUUCAGGAUUUCUUUUCUGUGAACAAUCAUAAAUAUGUUGAAACAAGGCAGA
Messenger RNA from Myripristis murdjan (pinecone soldierfish), 1828 nucleotides. RefSeq names its product double PHD fingers 3 (gene dpf3). Gene Ontology annotation, cellular component: nBAF complex; nucleus. Bases 401 to 1576 code for a protein of 391 amino acids. The record is from RefSeq and is a predicted model, not a curated record. Gene Ontology annotation, biological process: nervous system development. NCBI's taxonomy places the organism in Eukaryota, Metazoa, Chordata, Actinopteri, Holocentriformes, Holocentridae. The transcript has 12 exons.